CCUUAGAGAGAAAAAGAGAGGAACCAAACAGAAGAAGAAAAAGAGGGGCGUUGACCUCUUGACCUUACAAACGUCAACUGCCAAUUUGCAUCAUCAUGGACACAGACACUGGCCUCAAUCAUACAAACGGCUCCUCACAGCAUCAAGACACAGAGUUGUUCUCGCCUGAAGAAGACAGCAGUCUCUACUUCACCUACAGUGGAGGGUGCAAUGAGCUGGAGGUCAACAACCUGCACUAUGAGGUGGACACAGCGGCUCAGAUCCCCUGGUACGAGAGGUUGUCAGAGUUCAAGUUGCCAUGGGAGAUAAAAGGAAACAAGCAGACAGCCAUCAACAAGCUCAGCCUCCGAGUCCACAGCGGUCAGAUGCUGGCCGUCAUUGGCAGCUCAGGUUGUGGUAAAACAUCUUUGCUGGACAUAAUAACAUGUCGUGAUGAGGGCGGUAAAAUGACGUCCGGCCAGGUUCUGAUCAACGGGAAACCGAACACGCCCCAGCUGGUGAAGAAGAGCAUCGCUCAUGUCCGCCAAGACGACCGCCUUCUUCCUCACCUCACCGUCCGUGAAACUCUGGUCUUUGUUGCCAAACUGAGGCUCCCCACCCACUUUACACAGGCUCAGAGGGACCAGAGGGUGGAUGAUGUCAUCGCAGAGCUGCGGCUGCGACAGUGUGCUCACACCAGGGUGGGAAACGACUAUUUGAGGGGUGUUUCUGGGGGAGAGAGGAGGAGAGUCAGUAUAGCUGUCCAACUUCUCUGGAACCCCGGUAUUUUGAUCCUGGACGAGCCCACGUCAGGUUUGGACAGCUUCACAGCCCACAACCUGGUGAUCACACUGUCCCGCCUGGCCCGGGGAAACCGUCUGGUCCUGCUAUCGGUCCACCAGCCUCGUUCAGAUAUCUUCCAGCUCUUCGACCUCGUCGUCCUGCUGUCGUCGGGUUCAGCUGUUUACUGUGGCGCCGCUCGUGAUAUGGUGCCUUAUUUCACUGCCCUGGGAUACCCCUGCCCACGAUACUGCAACCCCUCUGACUUCUAUGUUGAUCUCAUCAGUAUAGACCGGCGCAGUCCGGAGCAAGAGGCUGAGUGUUUGGAGCGAGCCACAGUUCUGGCUGAGCAGUUCAUGGAAAAGGUCCGAGACACAGACGAUCACAUGUGGAAACCGGCUGGGAUCGACACGGCACCGACACAAACUGAAAGCCCUCAGCAGCUGAGCAGGGUAAAAGGAGAAGAAGUAAUCACUAUUUCCAACCAAAGAAACAGACUGCCUGGCAGACUACACCAGUUUACGAUCCUCAUAAGGCGUCACAUGUAUAAUGACUUCAGAGACCUGGUCACCUUAUUGGUCCACGGCUUCGAGGCGCUUCUCAUGUCACUGCUGGUCGGUUGUCUCUACUAUGGGGCAGGAGAAGAGCGUCUGUCCAUUCAGGACACAGUGGCCCUCCUCUACAUGAUCGGCGCUCUCACCCCAUUCGCUGUGGUGCUGGAUGUCAUUGCUAAAUGUCACACAGAGAGAGCCAUGCUGUACCACGAGCUGGAGGACGGCAUGUACUCUGUCACCUCCUACUUCUUCGCCAAGGUCCUGGGAGAGUUACCAGAGCACUGUGUGUUCACCUUGGUGUACGGCCUGCCCAUCUAUUGGCUGGCUGGGCUUAACGAGGCUCCGGAGCGUUUCCUGCUCAACUUCCUGCUGGCGUGGCUGAUGGUUUACUGCAGCCGAGCCAUGGCUCUGUUUGUAGCUGCUUCGCUGCCCACCCUGCAGACCUCAGCCUUCAUGGGCAACGCCUUGUUCACUGUUUUCUAUUUGACUGGAGGUUUUGUUAUCAGCCUGGAGAAUAUGUGGCUUGUGGCCUCAUGGCUCUCUCACGCCUCCUUCAUGCGUUGGGGUUUUGAGGGCAUGCUGCAGGUGCAGUUCAGAGGCAACAAGUACCCCGUCACCAUCAGUAACAUCACCAUCAAUGUUGACGGCAUACACGUGGUGGAGGCCAUGAACAUGAACCAGUACCCUCUGUACUCGUGCUAUCUGGUCCUGCUGGCGGUCUGUCUGGGCUUCAUGGUGCUCUAUUACUUGUCCCUAAAAUUCAUCAAACAGAAGUCCAGUCAAGACUGGUGAACACAUCUGGACCAGUUUCAACAAUCAGACCAAAAGCUGUCUGAAAUCACACACAACAUCAGGGGCAAGGUUUUACUUUGAAAGUGUUUUUUUUUUUGCAACAGUGGAAGGAAGUUGGGUUCUAGUUCGACUGGUUCGACACUGAGCCAUCGUCAUUUUACUGUUCUUAUUUUGAAUUUUUUAAAGUGAAAAAGUGUUUAAUUUAGGGGAGGAAAGCAAAAUAUGUGUUUUGAAUUUACAUUUUUACAAUAAUUUAAACAUCAGAAACUCCUGCACUCUUCUUGAUGGUAAAAACACAUGAAAUAAUCACCCUGGCACCUCAGUAGGGUGUAAAACGUCACCCUUCUUGAUGUGUUAAAUAUUUCCUAAAAGUGCAGCAAUUCCUGACAUCUCAACAUAUAAAUGGUGUUAACAGUUUAACUUGUGUUGGCAGUACCGCUGUCUGCUGCUGGAUGGCAGCAGAGCACUGCAGUAUCAUCAAACUUAGAAUGAUCCCCCCCCCAAUCCCUCUGUUCUCUGUCUUGGCAAAUGAUUAGAGCGCCACUUUGGCAGAUAUCCAUCUGCAGCUUUUGCUUGUUCCAUUUUCAAUCUUCUUUUUUUUCUACAGCUUUAUCUUUUUUGUAUAUGUAAGGUUAUUAAGCUUAACAAUGUGUGUGCCAGUAUAGGGAGCACUGCAGAAAAAAAAAAGCCUAGUAGAGAUGUAGUAAGUCACACUCUUACACAGAGCUCACACAGAGCUUGUACUUGUGUCCUCAUAGAUUGAAGAUUAUGUAAACUGUGUGUUUUUGCACUGGUGCAAAACCCUGAUAAAUAUUUUACUGACAUGGUUUGAGUCCAAAUUAGUAAAGUAUUAAAUCAAA
Molecule: messenger RNA, 2965 nt
Organism: Siniperca chuatsi (mandarin fish)
Lineage: Eukaryota; Metazoa; Chordata; Actinopteri; Centrarchiformes; Sinipercidae
Gene: abcg8
Product: ATP-binding cassette, sub-family G (WHITE), member 8
Exons: 13
Coding region: 96-2105 (669 amino acids)
Biological process (GO): cholesterol homeostasis
Cellular component (GO): plasma membrane
Molecular function (GO): ATP hydrolysis activity; ABC-type transporter activity; ATP binding
Source: RefSeq, a predicted model, not a curated record